This is a messenger RNA of Anopheles moucheti, 2651 nucleotides long. RefSeq names its product dual specificity mitogen-activated protein kinase kinase 6 (gene lic). Gene Ontology annotation, biological process: protein phosphorylation; stress-activated MAPK cascade. The coding region runs from base 131 to 1270 and encodes 379 amino acids. The record is from RefSeq and is a predicted model, not a curated record. Gene Ontology annotation, molecular function: ATP binding; MAP kinase kinase activity. NCBI's taxonomy places the organism in Eukaryota, Metazoa, Arthropoda, Insecta, Diptera, Culicidae. The transcript is spliced from 2 exons.
GGUACGGUUUGCCAAUUUUAUCAACCAACUAGAAGCACGCAAGGUUUUUCUGUUGUCGGUCGGUUUUGGGUUGGCUGCUGCUGUGUGUAUAUCACUGCACCACCGCUACUCCUCACACCACGGUAACAAGAUGCCGCGGAAAAACAAACCGAUUAUUAAGCUCAAGCUCGGGGACGGUGACACCGGUGGCGGUAGUACGGUGCCGGACAGUGCCGAGGGUGCGACACCGCGCAACCUGGACAAGCGCGGUACGCUGACGGUGGGCGAACGAUCGUUCGUCGUCGAGGCGGAUCACCUGCGCAAACUGGCCGACCUCGGCCGGGGUGCGUACGGCAUUGUGGAGAAGAUGUUGCACCAACCGUCUGGCACGGUGAUGGCGGUCAAGCGCAUUACCGUCACGAGCGGUAUGGGUGCGGGCGGUGGCCCCGGGGGCGGUGUGCAGUCGCAGGAGCAGAAGCGUCUGCUGAUGGAUCUGGAUGUGUCAAUGAGGGCGAGCGACUGUCGACAUACAGUCCAGUUUUACGGUGCACUGUUUCGCGAGGGCGACGUAUGGAUCUGUAUGGAGGUGAUGGACACGAGCGUGGACAAGUUCUAUCCGGUGGUGUACAAACGUCCCGGUCGCACCAUCCCAGAGCGCAUACUCGGCCGGAUUGCGCUGGCAAUCGUGCGUGCCCUGCACUAUCUGCACACGGAACUGCGCGUCAUCCAUCGGGACGUGAAGCCCUCGAACGUGCUUAUGAACAGACGGGGCGAAGUAAAGAUGUGCGAUUUCGGCAUCUCUGGCUAUUUGGUGGAUUCGGUGGCAAAAACAAUCGAUGCCGGUUGCAAACCGUACAUGGCACCGGAACGUAUCGAUCCGGGGUCCGGUAGCCGCACGGCCGGUUACGACAUCAAGUCGGACGUAUGGUCGCUCGGCAUCACGAUGGUGGAGAUAGCGACUGGGCGCUUCCCGUACGCAACCUGGCGGACGCCGUUCGAGCAACUGAAGCAGGUUGUGAAGGACGAACCGCCCCGACUGCCAAAGUCGGCCGCCCCGGACUCGGAAGAGUUCAGUGCCGAGUUUCAUGCGUUCACCACCAGCUGCCUGCAGAAGAAGUACCAGCAGCGGGGCAAUUACGAGCAGUUGCUGGCGAUGGAGUUUCUGCAACGGUACGGUGCCGGUGACGAGCAGGCCGACACCAGUGAUAUGGCGGAGUACGUGUGUACGAUACUGGACGAGCGGGACGGUGUACCGGUGGCUGGUGACGGUGGCGGAGAACCGGCGGAUUGACUAGAUUGUAAAUAACGCAUGUUUGUUUAUUAUUAUUAUAAUUUUUUUGAAACUAUGAGUAAAGAUAGGGAAUCAGCAGUGUACAAAACGGUACACACCUACAAGCAAACAAAAAAAAAAAGAUAGAAAAACAAUGUGAAAACCAGUAACAAAAAAAUAUAAAUAUGUAACAAAUCGUGUGCGCGCGCGCGUGGGGUUAGUUUACACGCUCGAAAGCAGCGCGCCAAUAACGGAACGGAUGGUUUUUUUUUAAAUAUUGUUACUUAAUUUAAAGAAAAAUCACAAACACACAAAACCCUUUAACCUAACCUUUUUUACCAUUAACAAAUAAAUUUGUUGCCAACCGGGCAACGACAAACUCCACACCGAGAGAGAGAGAGCGAGCGUAAAAUGGGUUUGAUGUAAAAUUACAGCCCAAUAGUUUUGAGAGGGCAAUCGAAGGGCACAACGCGACUCAAAACAAAGCGAUUAAAUGGAAAAUUAAUUAUUUCCCCUUUUUUCGUUAGCCCUUUUUUGAACAUAAACACAUAUGUACCACACCGCGGCUGAGAUUGUUGAUACGUGAGUCACUCAAGACGUACACUUGUGUGCCAUAUGCCGUUCGGCAGGGUUUGCAAUACGCUGGAUUCUCUGGUCGUACCGAGGGAUUGCCUUCUGAAGUAGAAGAAGAGCAAGAAGCAAGGUUUUGAUAUACGCAUUGAUUUUUCUCAUUCUCUCUCACUCUCACUCUCUCUCUUGUUUCUUUUCGCCAACGGCGCUACAGUUGCAUAAUUGAGAUAAGCGUGAUGAUAUGCUGGAAGAUCGCAUAUGUAACUGACCUGCAGCUGUCGGGGUUUUAUUUUCAUGCGCGAUCUUGCACCUUGUUCUUGUUUGCCUAGAAAAGUGGCUCCAUUCAAAUAGAUUACAGGGUGCUGCAGCUAGGUUUUAACGACAUGUGAGCUAAUGUAAGCCAUAAAAUUCGCAAAAUUAUAGGCAAAAAUUGUAAGCUCCGGUUAUUUUUAUUUACCACCACUCCUCUAUUUAUUAGGAACAGGGUUGACAGGGUUUUGUGAGCAACUUGUUUUUUGGUGAAGGCAAAAACGGGCAAUUUCGCGCUGGUGAAGCAUUCGAACGGUUCGGUUUGCGUACACUUUCGCUUGAACGUGCCGUUGCAUUUUGCGGUUGUACUCAGUCGAAUAGGUGAGCUGGUGUGAGAAAAAAAAACACUUGCACCACUGUGCGAUGCACCAUUCAUGCUGGGAGAGGAGAGGAAGAAGAGGGUGUAUAUGCAUAUAAGGAAAUAUCCAUUUCAUUUUACAAUCGUUCAGUUGUUGCAACAACAUUCGAUUGGUGGCAGUUUUUUGAGUGCAUUUUAAAGACUCCGUAUGGAAGAAGGGGAAAA